AUGUCUAAGCCAGCUAUCGGUUUCGUUGGCCUAGGAGCCAUGGGCUUCGGUAUGGCCACCCACCUCGUGAAAGAGGGAUACCCCGUUCACGGAUUCGACGUGUUCCCCGCAUCAGUUGAGAAAUUCAAGAAUGCUGGCGGGAUCCCUGCUUCCUCAUUGGGGGAAUCAGCAAGCGAGAAGCAGUACUAUAUUUGCAUGGUCGCAUCAGCUCCGCAAGUCCAGUCCGUUUUGUUCGGCGAUGACGGCAUUGUUGCUGGUCUUCCUCAAAAUGCGACCCUCAUCUUAUGCUCAACAGUCUCGGCUUCGUAUGUGCGGUCCGUCGCUGAAGAUCUAGUUCAACGUGGCCGUGGAGAUAUUCACUUUAUUGAUGCGCCGGUCUCGGGUGGUGCUUUGCGCGCUGCCAAUGGAACCCUUUCUAUCAUGGCUGGUGGACCAGAUGAAGCUCUGGAGAGUGGACGAUUUCUUCUCGAGGCUAUGUCUGAUACCAGCAAGUUGUACUUGGUGCCUGGUGGCAUUGGUGCAGGAAGUAACAUGAAGAUGGUGCACCAGGUUCUUGCGGGCAUCCACAUUCUCGGUGCCAGUGAGGCAAUGGGCUUUGCAGCACAGCUGGGCUUGCAUGCAGAUACCACCGCCGAAGCUAUCAAAGAGUCUAGCGCGUGGACGUGGAUGCACGAGAACCGCCUGCAACGUAUGCUGGAGGAAGACUGGAACCCUGGUGCUAGCGCGCUGACAAUUAUCCUCAAGGAUGUUGGAAUCAUUACCACCUCCGCUCGCCAGAACCAUUUCCCCACUCCUCUUUGCUCAACAGCUGAGCAGGUCUACCUCGGAGCUCUUUUGCAAGGCUAUGGAUCUAUGGAUGACUCAUCUAUGGUUCGCCAAUACUUCCCCACUCCUAUCAUGGAAGUCACGAAUAGCAAGAUGUUAGAGGAGGAGGUUGAAUUGCGCCAAUUAGUUCUGGAUAUGAUGGAGGUGACAAACCUGGUCGCGGCGGCUGAAGCCAUUGCAUUUGCGCGUUAUCUCAAGGUUGAUCUUCAGCAAUUCUUUGCGCUUGUCAGUAAUGCUGCCGGCUCUAGCCGUCAAUUUAUGACAAGGGGAUUGGAGAUGAUUGAAGGCAAUAUCGACAUGCAAGCUGGAUCGGAGAAAAUCGAUCAUGCCAUCCUACGAUUGGAAAGAGCUGUGCAAAAGGCGAGAGACCUACAUUGCCCACUGCAUCUUGGAAAUGCGGCACUCAAUACACUGUUUUUGGCUAAGCGGGCUGGUUUUGGUGAUGAAAGCACUGUCAGCGUUAUGCAAGUUUAUGGUCUUGGAUUGUAG
Penicillium longicatenatum is the source of this 1314-nucleotide messenger RNA. RefSeq names its product NAD(P)-dependent oxidoreductase. The transcript has 3 exons. The record is from RefSeq and is a predicted model, not a curated record. Bases 1 to 1314 code for a protein of 437 amino acids. Gene Ontology annotation, molecular function: oxidoreductase activity; NADP binding; NAD binding. NCBI's taxonomy places the organism in Eukaryota, Fungi, Ascomycota, Eurotiomycetes, Eurotiales, Aspergillaceae.